AUGGCCAAUCAUAUUAGAGAAUCGCAAGCCUGGAAAGAGAGAUGUAUUCAUGAAGACAAGGCAGCACUCUCCUUCAUCAAUUCCUACAUUCUGGCACGAGAGAUGAACGGAAACUCACCUACCUCUAAAGGGCCUAACAAUAUACCACCCGGAUUUAAACCCAAAGCCUUGCCUCACUUGUUAGAACCCAUUGAAAAGAAAGCACCAACAUCCAAUCAUGGGGAUGUUUCAAACCGAUCCAGUAGGGUUUCAGAGGAUGACUCCUUAUCCGUGCGAUCAUACAAAUCCAAUGCCAGCUCGGUUUCCAAUGGUUCUCGCUCGGUGAGAUCGGAUAGAUCCACAAGAAGUACCUUGGACGAAGAUAGCAAGAGAAAAAUUGACAUGUUAGAGAAGAGUCUGAAUGAAGAAAGGAAAGGAAGACUCGAGGUGCAGCAAGAACUGGAAAGUUUGAAACAACUUAUUAAGGAAAACUUGAAAAAAUAA
Molecule: messenger RNA, 483 nt
Organism: Naegleria lovaniensis
Lineage: Eukaryota; Heterolobosea; Eutetramitea; Acrasida; Naegleriidae
Exons: 1
Coding region: 1-483 (160 amino acids)
Source: RefSeq, a predicted model, not a curated record